Juglans regia (Persian walnut) is the source of this 434-nucleotide messenger RNA. RefSeq lists its product as uncharacterized. NCBI's taxonomy places the organism in Eukaryota, Viridiplantae, Streptophyta, Magnoliopsida, Fagales, Juglandaceae. The transcript is spliced from 5 exons. Bases 31 to 333 code for a protein of 100 amino acids. The record is from RefSeq and is a predicted model, not a curated record.
UUAGACGUUCUACCUUCUUGGAGACGUACAAUGGAAAGCUUCCAUAGGAAGCUCCUGUUGGCUGGAAAAAGAUUAGGUUCUCUGAUUGCUCUGGCUUUGAACUUAGAUGAGGACUUUUUUGAAAAAGUGGGGGCCUUGGAUAAACCAAUGCCAUUUCUUCGCCUUCUGCACUAUCCAGGUGACAUGGGAUCUUUUAAUGAAGAAAUUUAUGGUGCCUAUGCUCAUUUAGAUUAUGGAAUGAUCACUCUUCUGGCAACAGAUGGUCUGCCGGGAAAAAUCCAAGCAACCACGAGUUUGGGAGGACGUACUUCAUGUAGAUGGGCGAGUACAUGAUUGCUAGUUUUUAUCUAAAGGAAGUGUUUUCAUGGCUUUUAUUGUGAAUAUUUGGGACAUGAUGGAGAGGUGGAUUAAUUGUUUAUUCGGGUAGUUUAUCA